Messenger RNA from Xylona heveae TC161, 851 nucleotides. RefSeq lists its product as hypothetical. Bases 48 to 764 code for a protein of 238 amino acids. NCBI's taxonomy places the organism in Eukaryota, Fungi, Ascomycota, Xylonomycetes, Xylonales, Xylonaceae. The transcript is spliced from 3 exons. Gene Ontology annotation, cellular component: mitochondrion. The record is from RefSeq and is a predicted model, not a curated record.
GAAGCUGCUGCGUUUCACAACUUAUAUCAAUAUUCUGCCAUGAAGUAAUGCGCCAGUAUAUGCAGCGCGUAUUGACCGCGCGUCGGGCUUUGAACAUUAUUCGCCCUUCUCGUCACCAAUGCUAUUCUACCAAGAGCCAAGAGGAAACCCAUAGGGCGAAGUCUCGAGUAGACCGUUUAUUUUCCCGCUUCCCUCGGUUUUUGCACAAAUACAUCGAUCCCUUGCGGUCGGCGCCCGUUUCGCACAUAACGUCGUUCCUUAUUCUACAUGAGUUGACCGCCAUCGUCCCGCUCGUCGGCCUUGCUGCUACUUUCCACUACACAAAUUAUCUGCCACCUUAUGUCAGUGAAGGCAAGUGGGUGAGUGAUGGUGUGGAGAAAUUUGGGGGCUACUUUAGGAAGAAGGGCUGGCUGGGAGAUGUUGGAGAUGACGGGAAACGGACGUUUCGAGACCGCUGGUGGGGCCGGGGAGAGGGAGGCGUUCGCAUAGUGGUCGAGGUUGCAACUGCAUACGCUAUCACGAAGGCACUGUUGCCCAUUAGAUUGAUCAUCAGCGCAUCGGCCACGCCGUGGUUCGCUCGAAUUGCCGUGCUCCCAAUUACAACCAGAUUUUCGAAGAUUUUUAGAUUUGGAAAGAAGAAGGCCCUUCCAUCAGCUGCUGCUGGCACGGGAGCUGUUGAAGGGGGAGCUGUUGCAAAAGGCACUGGUAGUAAGAGUACGAAUAGCAGACCGCCGCACGAUGACGUGGGGUCUCGUCUGCCGUAGAAUUUUACAAUUUUGUGAGUCAGUUGCAUUCUGAAUAGAAAUUCGCCGCUUGGCAUAGAUACAUCUUGUAAUCAUAUAACAACGAUC